CACUAUCAAUCUAAAACUACAAGAGAGUCCUCACACCACCAUCCCGAUAAUGGAUCCGGUUCGGCCUCACGCGGUUUGCAUCCCAUACCCGGCCCAGAGCCACGUGAAGGCCUUCGUCAAACUGGCCAAGCUACUCCACAGCAGAGGCUUCCACAUCACUUUCGUCAACACCGAGUUCAACCACAACCGUUUCCUCAGCUCCCGAGGCCCCCACGCCCUCGACGGCCUUCCGGAUUUCCGAUUCGCCACCGUCGCCGACAGCCUUCCGCCCUCGGAUCCGAGCUCGACGCAGAACAUACCUGCUUUGAGCGACUCAAUGAGGAGGCUCAUGUUGGCUCCGUUCAGGGAUCUCGUUACGAAACUGAACAACCGUUCAGGUAACGCGGGGCCGCCGGUGAGCUGCAUAGUGGCGGACGGGAUGACGCCGUUUGCGGUGGAGGUGGCUCGAGAGAUUGGCGUGCCGUCGGUGAGCUUUUGGACGUGGCCUGCUUGUGCGUUCAUGGGGUUCGCGCAGUACCGCCGGCUCUAUGACCAAGGCAUCACUCCUCUCAAAGACAAAAGCUAUUUGACGAACGGGUACCUAGACACGGUCACGGAAAUUCCCGGGAUGAAGAACAUGAGGCUCAAAGACCUGCCCGACUUCAUCCGAACAACCAACCCGGACGAACCGGUUUUCCACAACCUAAUGGAAGGGGCCGAGAUGGUCGCCCAGGCCUCGGCUCUGCUCAUCCACACGUUCGACGCCCUCGAACCAGAAGUCCUGGCCGCCCUCAAUUCCAUGUACGAGCCCAACCGCGUCCACUUCAUCGGACCGAUGCAGCUCCUCCUCGACCAAACCGAACCAACUCGUCACCCGAACCUCGACGCAAUCAGCUACAGCUUGUGGGCAGAAGAAAUCGAUUGCCUCCGCUGGCUGGACUCCAAACCCUCGAAUUCCGUCAUCUAUGUCAACUUCGGCAGCAUCAUCACCAUAACGGAAAACCAUGUGGUCGAAUUUGCAAUGGGACUUAUCAAUAGUGAUGUUUCCUUCCUAUGGGUCAUUCGGCCCGAUCUUGUUACUGGCCCAUCGGGAGCUCUUCCUCCAGAAUUCCGAGACAAGGCUGAGGAAACCGGCUUUAUUUCUGGGUGGUGCCCGCAGGAGGAGGUUCUGAACCACCCGGCCGUUGGAGGGUUUUUGACCCAUUGCGGGUGGGCGUCCAUGAUCGAGACCUUGACCGCCGGGGUUCCAGUGCUGUGCUGGCCGGUCUUCGCCGACCAGCCAACGAAUUGCAAGUUCGCCUGCAAUGAGUGGGGGGUUGGAAUGGAGAUUGAGCAGGAUGUGAAGAGGGAGGCGGUCGAGAAGCUAGUGAGAGAGCUUAUGAAGGGGGAGAAUGGGGAGAAUUUGAGGAAGAAAGCACAUGAUUGGGCGGGACUGGCUCGGGAAGCUACUGGUCCGGGUGGGUCAUCGACCCUUGGUUUGGAUCGGUUGGUUAAUGAAGUUCUUUUGAGGAAAUGAGAGAUUGGGUUUUGGGACCUUUGGUUUGGAUUUGGGCCUCAUUGGAAUUGGAAGAAGCUUGAGGAUGAGGAGCUUGUGCUGAUAAGAGAUUAUUUAAUUCGGAAUCUACGAUUUCAGAUCAUGCACAUGUGUGCUAAUAAUGCAUGGGUUUUAGAGAAUCCCUCAUUUUUAUUCAUAAAUAAAUAUGUAUUGAAGGUAUUGACUGGAGGAAUAAUAUCACAUCGAUUGUUCAGCACUAAGGAGCCUCCUGGACGACGUCGUGUUCUCACCCGGAAGCAGUUGAAGAGCUGGGAAAGAACGGUGUCGUCUUUGUUAGUGUUGAUAGAGUUCCGUUUUUACUGUUCAAGUACACCUGUCCAUAUUUGAUUUGUAGUUAGUUUGUAUUUUCGUUUCUUACCGUUGGAACAGUUGUACAGAGGUAACUUUCCCUUGCCUUCCUUCAGAAGGUGUUGGGUUGAUAUAUAUACAAGGCCUUGAGCCUCAAUGAUUCCUGCGGGUUUCAUUCCAAAUACAUCCAAUCUAAGAAAUCUCAUAUGGUAUCAGAGCCUGGUUCAGGCGUCUAGGGUUUCCUUUACCUACCAUUACCCGCAUUCUUCUUCUACCUCAAUCUGUUUUCUGAUUUCGCUUCCUCCUUCCGAUCAUGGCGACGGAGGCCGCUUCUUCCACUGUGGCUACAACUGCUACUAGUACCACAGUGGUUUCUACAGUCACCAAUCCCUUUUAUGUGAAUCCUAAUGAGUCCUUGAGCUUUCCAAUCAAGCUCACAGGCACUGCAAACUACAACCUCUGGAGUCGCACUGUAAGAGUUGCGUUGAAGAGUAAGAACAAGUUGGGUUUUAUCAAUGGGACUAUUCCAGUUCCAGAUCCAACUCAUGAGAGCUACCAAGCCUGGGAGCAAAGCAACACAGCAGUCUACUUCCUCAUUCUAGGAUCUCUUGACCCAGCCUUAGUCAACAGUGUGUCAUCUCAGGAAAAUGCAAAGCUUCUCUGGGAUGAUUUGAGGCAACGUUAUGGGCAAGCUGAUAAUAUCAGGAUAAGUGAUCUUCAGACUGCUGUUUACACCCUGAAACAAGGUAACAAAUCUGUUAACCAAUUUUAUGCUGAACUGAAAGGACAUUGGGAAGAAUUAGUCCAGUUUUUGCCCAUUCCAACUUGUGUGUGUGCUGGAGAUCGGGGAAAUAGAGUUAUGCCCUGUAUUACAGAAACUACGGUUCAGAAGUACAGGGAGAAUGAAUUCGUCACUAGAUUCAUAACAGGGUUGAAUGAAACUUAUGGAGGUGUUAAAACCAAUAUGCUCAUGAUGCACCCACUGCCAACCAUGGAAACUGCUUUUCAUUAUGCUAUUCAGCAUGAAAGGCAAGUGGCUAAACCUAGUCAAGAAUCACAGGUAGAUACUGUUGCUCUACUUGCUGCUAGUCAAGGAAAAGGGAAGGAGAAUGCCAGAGGAGGACAGGGACAGGGUCCUCUUUUCUGCAGAUUUUGCAAAAAGGAUAACCAUGUCAUUGCUGACUGUUAUAGACUCAAAAGGAAAAACAAAGAUUCUGGAUCUCCUUCACCGUUUGCAGGACAAGUUCAAAGCACAAACAAUGUUGGAGGGGGAAUUCUACCAAAGCCAGAGACUAGAUCAGCAACUGAGUCUAGUGAUGGUUUCACAAACCUAAGACUGUCUAAUGAUGAUAUCAGUAGACUGCAGAGGAUCUUGUCACAGUUUGGAUCUCCCAGCUCCCCCACUUCACCUGGAUCUCCUGGUACUAAUCAGAAUGGCCAACAAACACAGCAGCCCAUGGUGAAUUCUGUGAGCAGACACAUAUCAGUGAAUCCCAACUAUGCUGGUAAAUACACUCUGACCUCAUAUAUACAACAACAUCCAUUGGAAUUGAUUAGUGUGUGGUUCUUAGAUACAGGUGCAACUGAUCAUGUGACAUGUUCUGUUUCCAAUUUCAUUAAACAUAAACCUAUCAUGAAUGUCUUUGUGACUCUACCAAAUAGUUCAAAAACCCCUGCAACUCACUCUGGUAGUGUUCGUUUAUCUCCUCACCUAGUCAUUCAUGAUGUUUUAUUUGUCCCAACCUUUUCCUUUAAUCUGGUUUUUGUGAGCAAACUCACACAGUACUUACCCAUUUCACUCAUUUUUAAAUCAACCAUUUGUUCUAUCCAGGACCUUCUAACCAAGAGGAUGAUUGGUUUUGCCCAAGAGACUAGAGGAUUAUACCAACUUGUUCCAACCACAGAAGACCAUUCCAUACAUAUUAACUCCCUCAAGACACACAAUCUCACACCCCAGUCUUUUGACAUUUGGCAUUGGCGAUUGGGGCACCCAUCUGAUGUUAGAGCUAAGGAGUUGAAGAAAGUCAUCCCUAGUAUAGAUAUAGAGUCCAUACACCACUGUGAUGUUUGUCAUAUGUCUAAACAAAAACGUCUUUCCUUUCCCUUGAGUCAGUCCAUUGCAAAUGAAGUUUUUGAUCUUAUCCAUGUAGACAUUUGGGGCCCUUUGGCUGUUUCAAGUUACAAUGGUUUCCAUUACUUCCUUACUAUUGUGGAUGACAAGUCUAGAUGUGUAUGGACAUACCUGAUGAAAUUUAAGAGUGAAGCCAGAAAACUUCUGCAGGAUUUUUGUGUUAUGAUACAUACACAGUUUGAUAAAAAGAUAAAAACAAUUAGGUCUGAUCAAGGAGCUAAGUUCCACAUACCAGAGUUUUAUUCUCUACAUGGUAUAGUUCACCAAAUGUCAUGUGUAGAGACACCUCAACAGAAUGCUAGAGUAGAGAGAAAGCAUCAACACAUAUUGAAUGUAGCUCGAUCCCUCAAAUUCCAAUCUGGUCUCCCCUUGAAAUUUUGGUCAGAUUUUGUCCUUCAUGCUGUUUACCUGAUAAACAGACUUCCUUCCAUUGCCAUUAAGAACAAAACACCAUAUGAAGUUCUCUAUGGUUCUCCACCAGAUUUAUCUUUGUUAAAAGUUUUUGGGUGCUUAUGCUAUGCCAGUACAUCAGGACACAAUCGAACCAAAUUUCUACCAAGAGCCAAACAAUGUGUCUUUCUGGGUUUUCCUUCUGGAAUUAAGGGAUACAAACUACUGGAUCUUCAAGACCAGAAAGUUAUAAUCUCUAGAGAUGUGGUCUUUCAUGAGGAUAUCAUACCUUGUUUAUCUACUUCUCCCAUAUCCAUUCAGCCUUCUGAUCCUUCUCCCAUUUCUCCUCCAGUAAAUACAUUCCCUUCUUUUCCUUUUCCUCCAGAUCCAUUUCCUUCUACACCUGCUAUGCCUUCUAAUACUCCUCAAGCAGAACCAUCAUCUCCUUUACCACAUCAAUCCUCCCCAAACCAUUCACCUUUACCUUCUACAAACACUUCUCCUCAACCAUCUGCUUCUUCCAUACCUGUUUCACCACAAACUGCAUCCCUUCCCAUAGCAGUCAGAAAACCAACCAGAAACAUUUCCAAACCUAUCAAAUACAAUGAUUAUGUGCUGCAUUUAGGAACCACACAUACUAAAUCAGUUUAUCCUUUGGUUGCUAGUUUAUCAUAUGAUCAGUUAUCUCCUAGUUACAGGAAAUAUGUAUUGGCAGUGGAUUCAUCCAUCAUUCCUGGCUCAUUUGAAGAAGCAGUUAGAGAAGAACACUGGAGAAGGGCCAUGAAUUUGGAAAUAGCAGCUCAAGAAGCAAACAGAACCUGGGAUAUAGUUCCCAGACCCCUUCAUAAGAGAGUGAUUGGAAAUAGGUGGGUAUAUGCUAUCAAAUUCUUGUCUGAUGGCACACUUGAAAGACACAAGGCUAGACUGGUAGCCAAAGGGUUUACUCAAAUUUAUGGGAUUGAUUUCCUAGAUACUUACUCUCCAGUGGCCAAGCUCAAUUCAGUCAAGACACUUCUUGCAGUAGCAGCAUCUAAAGGAUGGACCAUGUACCAACUUGAUGUCAGUAAUGCCUUCUUAAAUGGGGAUCUGGAGGAAGAGGUGUACAUGGAACUUCCUCCUGGUAUGGUCAAGGAAGGUUAUGUUUGCAAGCUUAGGAAGUCUCUCUAUGGCCUAAAGCAGGCCUCUAGGCAGUGGUUUGCUAAACUGACCUCUGUCCUUCUCUCAUUUGGAUACACACAGUCUCAUAGUGACCAUUCCAUGUUUCUUCACCAUUCUUCUUCUGGCACAUCCAUUCUUCUGGUCUAUGUGGAUGAUAUCAUCAUUGCUGGUGAUGACAUUCCCAGUAUGCAAUCUCUCAAACAUCAUCUCAGCAAUCAGUUUAAACUCAGGGAUCUUUGCCAUCUUCAUUACUUUCUUGGCUUGGAAAUGGCCAGAUCCAGGGAGGGAAUACACAUAUGUCAAAGGAAAUACUGCACAGACCUAUUGAAUGAAACAAGAUUUGCUGAUUCCAAACCUGUGGUGACUCCUAUUGACAUGAAGACAAGAUUGUCUGCAGAUGAUGGUCCACCUUUGGAUGACCCUGGACUCUACAGAAGAAUAGUGGGGAGACUCCAUUAUUUAACCAUUACCAGACCUGAGAUCACAUUUGCAGUUCAGCAAUUAUGCCAGUACCAAGCAGCACCAACUACCACACAUCUACAGCUAGCCUAUAGAAUUCUGAAGUAUUUAAAGAAUGCCCCUGGACAAGGUUUGUUCUAUUCUUCUUCUUCUGAUCUUACCCUGAGAGGGUAUAGUGAUUCAGACUGGGCUUCCUACCCUGAUACAAGGUGGUCCACAACUGGAUACUGUAUUACCCUUGGAACUUCAUUGAUCAUAUGGAAAUCCAAGAAACAAGGGACAGUUUCCAGGUCAUCAUCUGAAGCUGAGUAUAGGGCUCUUGCUCAGUUGACAUGUGAAGUUGUUUGGGUGAAAAGGCUAUUACAGGAACUUGGAAUUGACCAUCAAAAGCCUGUAAACCUUUCCUGUGACAGUCGAUCUGCAAUAUAUAUAGCUGAAAAUCCAGUGUUCCAUGAGAGAACAAAGCACAUUGAGAUCGACUAUCAUGUGGUUCGUCAAUUUCUCUAGUCAAAGCUCAUAGGGUUGAGUCACUUGGACACAGAAAACCAGAUUGCAGAUCUCUUCACCAAGGGGCUCAGCAGGUUCAGAUUGCAGUAUUUACUAUCCAAGCUGAGCAUACAAAACUUGUAUGCACCAGCUUGAGGGAGGGUAUUGAAGGUAUUGACUGGAGGAAUAAUACCACAUCGAUUGUUCAGCACUAAGGAGCCUCCUGGACGACGUCGUGUUCUCACCCGGAAGCAGUUGAAGAGCUGGGAAAGAACGGUGUUGUCUUUGUUAGUGUUGAUAGAGUUCCGUUUUUACUGUUCAAGUACACCUGUCCAUAUUUGAUUUGUAGUUAGUUUGUAUUUUCGUUUCUUACCGUUGGAACAGCUGUACAGAGGUAACUUUCCCUUGCCUUCCUUCAGAAGGUGUUGGGUUGAUAUAUAUACAAGGCCUUGAGCCUCAAUGAUUCCUGCGGGUUUCAUUCCAAAUACAUCCAAUCUAAGAAAUCUCAUAAUAUGCGCAUUUGCUUAAAUGGGAAUUCAAAUAUGUAUGUUCAUCAUGCAAGUUGAAGUUGUGGUUCUCUGUAAGUAGCUCCUACUUAUUCCGAUUUAACUGAUUUUCAUCUCUUGCGCUCAUGUUUACGAUCCGCUAAUUGUUAAGUACUUGUUGAGGAUAUGCGCAUGAUUUAAGAAAUCAUAUCGUAUCAGUCGGUUCUGUAGAAAGCGUCGAGCGCGAGACCAAUAAGCACCUUUCCUUUGUUUUGUUGAUUCUGGUUCAGAGACAUCUCGUUCUUUCUAUCGCCCAGAACUAAGAGCGAAGCUUUGGGUAGAAAUGAGGGUUUGAUCGAGAUAGAAGGGGAUGACUCUCAAUCUCACGUUUUAGUUCAGUGGGCUUGGUAUUAGAGAGGAUUGGGUUCCGAGCCCAAUAUGACUUUCACUUAGCCCACUUAGUUCCUUUUCUACAGCCUGCACACUUUAACGUUUGGUUUUAGUUAGAAAACAAACCUAGAGUUCCUUACCUUAAAACUUACCGUUUUGUCAACACUUCUCCGCCUCUGUUUCUUUUCGUUUUCUAUUCACGGAAGUACCCUACAGUUCAGCUCAAGCCCAGAAACAAGAACAAUAUAUGAAGAUUGAACAUAUCAAAGUACAGAGCACGACGCACACCGAUUUUUACGUGGUUUCCGACGUUGGGAGAAUAAGGAUCCCAACGUCGACUAGUCUACGGUCUGAGAAUCACUACUUGUGUUCUCAGACGAUCCACUAAAAUAUGUUCGAUGAAGCUCGGCAAUUACAGUGAAGUUUCAACCCGAUCGAUUAGCUCCCCGCUUAAUCGACAAUCUUUUCCUAUCAGCUACCCAGCCGAUCCACUACUGGUUUCCCCGAAACCCCGAUCCUAACCCAGAACCUUUUCUCAUAGUUCUGUGCUGACUUUUACUUGCUGAUUGAUAUACAGUUCUUCUCUCACUUGUAUCGCUCAACCCUUGCUUGCUAAAAGUCUGCCUCAUUCUCUAUUCCGAAUGUUUGAGCUUUCCUUCUUUGCUUCCACCGCAAUCACACUUUCCAUCUUUGUGGUAGACCAAAUAAAUCACCGAUGCUGAU
Molecule: messenger RNA, 8044 nt
Organism: Linum trigynum
Lineage: Eukaryota; Viridiplantae; Streptophyta; Magnoliopsida; Malpighiales; Linaceae
Source: the annotation of a GenBank genome assembly